AUUCUAAAAUAAUAAUUAUUAGCAAUGAGAUAAUAUAUUUUCAUUAUUGAAAGUGUAAAAGUCAUUAUCUUUUGCAGAUUGAUUAUGUGUGGUGUGCAAGCUGUGCUUGCCCUUUUAAAAACUUUCCUUGAGGGGGAAUUCGCUUUCUGAAACAGCAGUCAGAUUUUUUUUACAUGAAAACAUUUUAGGUCGUGAUAAGCCGAAAAUAGUAUCAUAACACGAUCACGUGAUGAGAAAUUGUGCGAUAGCUCUCCACGGUCCCGACGACGUUUUUGACUUUUGUUCUGUCUUCACAGACAGUUGUGCGAGAGGAACUUAAAAGUCAAGCACUAUUCACCUUGAGAAUGCUGCACAGAUUGCUGGCAUCAUCAUCUUCUGAGAGGUUGAGGCCGAGGGAGGAAGUCAUUGAGCCAUGUGAGGAGGUAGAGGAUGGACAACCACAUAACCCCUACACUGAAAUUUUGGUUCUUCAACAUCACUCUGAUAUCAUCCGCAUCCUGCUACGCAUCAAUGACCGAAGGUUUGUGUCUGCUGGAGAUGACAACAAAGCUGUCAUAUGGGAAGUACAGUAUGGGAAGAGAAUUGCUACACUUAUGGGUCACACUCAUCCCAUAACCUGCCUCCUUGUGAUGCCAGCUGAUGACGACAAUGAAGAGCCAGUCAUUAUUUCAGGGUCAUCAGACAAACAAAUUAGAAUAUGGGAUUCAGAAAAUGGAGAGUGUCGUCAGGUACUGAUAGAGCAUGGUGCAUCAGUGAGAUCUAUGCAGCCUUUAGGUCCAGGGCUCUUUAGUGCAGGGGGUGAAAACUUGUCCCUGUGGAAUCUGAAUGGAGAUCUUUUGCAUUUCAUCGGCAACUCUGCACAAGAAGAUGUACAUUUGAUGAUCUCUAUUAGACAAGAACGAAUCAUCACUGCUGCUGACAAAGAACUGUUUGCGUACAAAUUGAAGCAUGAAGUUGAUCAACAUAACAGUAACAGAUUUGAGUUGAUCAAACUAAAGCAAUUACAGUCCCACCGUGAGGCCAUUCAUAGCCUUGUUUCUGUCUCAACAUCAUGUUUUGCCAGUGGGUCAGUGGAUGGUAUGAUCAUCAUCUGGACCGCUUCCAACCUUCAGCCAGCCCGGAGGCUCAAUGCUGUAACAGAGUAUGAAGGAGCCAAUCGGAGGUUUCCUUACAGUGUUCAAAGUAUGAUGUGUGUUCAGGAGCGUUAUCUGUUUGCAGCAGUUGGCUGUGGUUUUUAUGUAUUCGAAAUCAACGCUGAGAAAGAGCAUUUAGUGGUGCAAAAGAAGUCCGCUCAUUUCUCGAAGGUCACUUGCAUGGGAUUUGCUUCAGAGGGUGAAUUCUUGGUGACUUGUUCAGAAGACAAAUGCCUACGACUGUGGGGUAAAAAACCAUCCACUGAUCACUGGAAUGCACGAGAUGGCAUGGCAGUCACAACCAUGGAAAAGUUUACUGGGCUUCAGUCCCAGGAGUUACACCAGGUGUCCUCCCAGUAUCCAUGGGAACCGAGUCUGCUGGGGGAGCUGUCGGCUCACGGAGGCAGUGUGCAGGGUUUCUUGGACUUUGAUCACGAAGGAAUCGUUUCUUGUGGUGCUGAUGGUGUUGUCAUUAUUUGGAAGAAUGCAGAAAUGCAGCAUGUGAGACGAAAUCAGACAGUAAGGAAGCUUUUACUAAGUUCAGAUGGGAUUGUAUAAUGGGUUCGAUUUGUAGUUGUACAAUAGUCAAAACUUAUGAUUGUGCAUUCCAUUUGGAUAUCAUGCUAGCUGUGGUGAGACUACAUGGCUUGUUUUUAAAUACUCGGCUGUAUCUUGAGAAACCUUUACAUGAGUUCCUCUAGAAAGCUUCUCUGUGAUGGCUCAAAAUGCUUUUCAUUUAUUUAUAAUUGUUCAUUUUAUGUAUGAAAUGUGAUGGCUAUUACAUAUAUAAAUGAAUGAGAGGACCAGUGGACUUUAUUACUAAAUA
Aplysia californica (California sea hare) is the source of this 1959-nucleotide messenger RNA. Its product is annotated as WD repeat-containing protein 41. Bases 345 to 1691 code for a protein of 448 amino acids. Gene Ontology annotation, biological process: regulation of autophagy. NCBI's taxonomy places the organism in Eukaryota, Metazoa, Mollusca, Gastropoda, Aplysiida, Aplysiidae. The transcript has 15 exons. Gene Ontology annotation, cellular component: lysosomal membrane. The record is from RefSeq and is a predicted model, not a curated record. Gene Ontology annotation, molecular function: protein binding.